Molecule: messenger RNA, 504 nt
Organism: Naegleria lovaniensis
Lineage: Eukaryota; Heterolobosea; Eutetramitea; Acrasida; Naegleriidae
Exons: 3
Coding region: 1-504 (167 amino acids)
Source: RefSeq, a predicted model, not a curated record
AUGUAUGAACGAAUUUUUGCAAAUAUUGAGCUGUCGGUAAUGGAACAGCAAAUGAAGAAUUUAAUAGCCAAACAAAAGGAGAUGAAGUUGUAUGUCAAGGAAGAAUUUAAAAAGAUACAAUUGAGAAUGGAAAAAGAAGUCAUGGAUGCUCAACAAGAUGGAAAUACAACAACCGUUCAAACAAUUGAGAAAAUUGUUGAUCUCACUAAUGUACAUAUCAAAUUAAUCGAGGAUGGAAUUGAUAAGGAUGUCAACAUGCUUUCAGAAGAAGUCAAAUUAUUAAAAGUUCUCAAAUACGAAAAAGAUUAUUGGAAAGAAUUGGAAUUGAAGAUGGUAGUUGGAGAAAAUGAAAUUGUGGAAAUCGAUGUUUUCAAUCAGGAUUUGGAGAGUAAUUUCGAAAAAUCUAAAGAAGAAUUUGAUAAUUUUAUGAAAGAAAUUAGAAAAAUGAUUGACCGCCUGGCAUUUACUGAAAUUACCGAGCUAUUGACGAGUUGUGUGUAUUAG